Molecule: messenger RNA, 279 nt
Organism: Haemonchus placei
Lineage: Eukaryota; Metazoa; Nematoda; Chromadorea; Rhabditida; Trichostrongylidae
Source: the annotation of a GenBank genome assembly
AUGCUUUCUCCCGCAAAGCACAGCAAGGACGAAAUAAUAAGAGACAACGAAGGCUUCAUCGAAGGAGUGAUGGAAACGGAUAAAAGUGAAGCGGUAGGUAACGAACCAAAAUGCGAAGACCAAAAUCAGGAAGAUGAUGAUAUGGUAUCCAACGUGGAGCACGAUGACCUUUCGGAGACGGAAGAAAGUGAAGAGGAGCCUAAAGAACAAGGACAAGAGGAGCGCGAGUUGAAUGAUGGAGAGCUGGGUCGCAACAAUAUUCCCGAUGAUAUUCCUUGA